This is a messenger RNA of Amorphotheca resinae ATCC 22711, 2519 nucleotides long. RefSeq lists its product as hypothetical. The record is from RefSeq and is a predicted model, not a curated record. Lineage: Eukaryota; Fungi; Ascomycota; Leotiomycetes; Helotiales; Amorphothecaceae. The transcript has 8 exons. The coding region runs from base 1 to 2364 and encodes 787 amino acids.
AUGGCUUCUCUCUCAGUCCAGGAGAAAAAGCCAACACCAUUCACGACUCUUGCUAAAAAGUACGGUCAUCCCGUCGGAAAGUCUGGUAAACUGAACCACAAAAUUCUGAAGAACACAGGGAAGAGCGGUUUGACUCCAUUGAGUCCCUUCCCUUCAAGCCCUGGCCAACGUUCCCCAAAUCAGUGGAUCAAAAGGAGACUACGCGAGUAUCAACAACGCCGAUACUUCGGUUUCACAGCUGCAGAAUUGGGGCGCAUGGAAUCCAUGGCUGCAUUAAAUACGAGCCAGAUAUUGAGCACACUUGAAAAUCCCAUCCAUCCCAUGUUCGAAAAGACUAAGUGGGAUACCGAAAGCACAUUACCGAAACACCAGAGUUUUCUGCCCCUUCUAGGAGGAUAUGAAGGCCUAUGGCAGGUCGACAACCCCGAGGUGUGGGAGAUACUGAGAUCUCCAUUACAGCUCGCGUCGAGGCUUCUUGUGGAUGCUUCUUAUUGGCCAUGGUGGGAUGCGCUCUUCAAUGGCGAGUACAAGCCCAUUGAAAAUUCGCGGAAGCCAAUAGACCGGGUCAAACAAUUUCUCUUAAGUUUCCACCAACGUGGCCCGGCGCUUCGCAAUGACCCCGAAGCGUUGGAGGAGCUGCAACGGCAGAUACUUGAGGCGUCCGAAAAGAUCAGGUUUGGAUUGCAUAGUGGGUAUGCACGGGGUGAUACUGGGAUGCCUUAUGAUCUAAAGCAGGAUCAUAUCCACUAUGGGGAGACUGUGCCCGCUUCUAUAUACCCAUAUACUAAGGUAUGGUUGGGGGUAGAGAUUCUGCAGCCACUUUUGAGAAGAGAUCUCACUGAUGCGGAACGAGUUGCUACUACCCUCAUUCACGAAUGUGCACACGCAGUCUGGGAUACGAUGGCAGAAUUGCUCCCUAAUAUCGGGCCUACAGAGCCAUAUUUUGAAGAUGAGCCCCUAUUUGAACUUGGCUGGUCAUUAGAAGACAAGCUCUGGGGCGGCUACGGACGAGACAUCGUCAGCUCCAACAUGUGGCAAGGCGGCCCAGGUCUUCCUAACAUGGGAAUCCUGGCUACCAAAUGGUUCACGCAGAAGAGCGAGCGUAACCUCUACAAGCCCAUCGUCCUAGCACACAAAGCACCCGCUGCAGGAGAGCCAGAUCCUUACUACUGCUUUGACUACUGGCCCGUGCCCGUCACAUAUCAGACCAACCUGUUCCAAUCCGAAUUCUGGGACCGCUCGGUGCGUGCUAUGGGAGCGAGGGCGACGCAGUUCGGUCCUUUGUCGGUAGGUAUGCGCCUGCUGGCCGAGGAUCGUGAGGCGCCGGAGAACUAUCAGAUCAUUCUGCAACCAGCGAUGAGGAUAGAGGAAAAUCUCACCCAGCACGUUAUCCAUGAUGGAAUGACGGAGAGCGAGAAAGCAGGCUGGGAAUUUGAGAAUAAAAGACGAAGUCAAGCCCUGUUGAUCUUCUACUCAAUCGCCACGGGAAGCGAAACUGAACCAUUAGCUGUACCUCCCAAUCAGCCGAAGGAUCCCGGGACGGAAGCUCAAGGUGUGCAGGUAGAAGAUGAGGGGAUUCCGGAUUGCCCCCGCUGGACGGAGAUCCUUAAUUAUCUGUUAAAUAAUAGAGGACCGCUGGAGUUGGCUUUGGAUUCCUUGACCUUUGAAAUUCCAGAACCGACACUCUAUAGAUAUAUCUUGAAUAGAGGCGGACUUGACAUUUCUCCCACUGAGUGGAGGGCUUUCCUCAGGACUGCGAAUCAUAAAGGGGAAUAUUUCAGAUGGACAACCAAACCCAACAACUGGUUCGGUCUAGUCACCCGAAUCCCCCACAGCUGGCCCCCCAACAAGCAGCAGGCUUACCUCCCCCCACCACCCCGCGCCCUCCCCUCGGCCGACGACAUCGACUCCUUCACCACCGCCUGGACCGACCCCAACUUCCUCACCGGCCUGUACACGCACAUGCGCGAGUUCCGCGAUGUAGACCACGACACGCUACGACGCAUCAUGAAUCGCUAUCGUCACGAACCCUUCCAUAUCCAUGCUUGUGAUAUGGAGGAUUUGAUCGCCAAGUUUGCGGCUGAGGGGACGUAUAUCGUACAUGGUCCUGUUGGAAUCGCGCGGGUGAUACAUCCCAUACCCGAGAAUAUCAAAGAGAGUGUAAAGAGGGAGGAAGAAAGUAUGAUAAAAGAGCAAGAAGAAGAUGAUGAUUCGUCGGAGAGUGAGGACUCGGAUAUGCAAGAUGGGCGUGGGGAGGAAGAUAAAACUAUGCAGGAUAACGUUGAUAACCAGGUUUUAGAGGAGAUGGAUGCGUAUAUGUCAGGGGCGCUUAUGGAGCCGGAUAUGGAUUGGGCUAUUGUGUGAUGAUGGGGAGAUUUAGAGGGGUGCGGGGGUCGAUGUGCAGUGUGGGAUAGUGUGAUAUGGCUCUCUCUAAGGAUGUAGAGAGUAGUAAGGAGUCAAUGUUUGGAUAAUCUUGAUAUUUAUGGUAGAUGGAUUUGAAUUCAUGCUAUAAUUUGGAG